AUGACCAACCAGAGCUGCCAGGAACAGUUCAUCUUACUGGGUUUCUCAGGCAGACCCAGGCUGGAGCAUGUCCUCUUUGUGUUUGUCCUCAUCUUCUACCUUGUGACCUUAGUGGGCAACAUCGUCAUUAUCUUGAUCUCCCGCCUGGACCCCUGCCUCCACAUACCCAUGUACUUCUUCCUCACUAACUUGUCCUUUCUACAUCUCUGCUUCACCAUCAGUUCUAUCCCCCAGCUGCUUUUCAAUCUAGGCAGCCCAGACAAGACUAUUAGCCACACGGGCUGUGCCAUCCAGCUCUUCAUGUUCCUGGGGCUGGGUGUCACAGAGUGUGUUCUCUUGGCAGUCAUGGCCUAUGACCGCUUCACUGCAAUCUGCAAGCCCCUUCACUAUUCUGUCAUUAUGCACCGUCAGCUCUGCUGGAAGUUGGUGUCUGUGGCCUGGGGGGUUGGACUCCUCAAUUCCCUAGUUAUGUCUCCUGUGACUAUGAAGCUGCCACGAUGUGGAAGAUAUAAGGUGAAACAUUUCCUGUGUGAGAUGCCAGUUCUAAUAAAAAUCACCUGUGUGGACACAGUGGCUAUGGAGAGCACUGUUUUCAUCUUACCGGUAGUAAUUGUCCUGGUGCCUUUGUCUCUUAUCCUCAUCUCUUAUAGUUACAUUGCCCUAGCAGUGCUAACAAUCAAGUCGGCCGCAGGAAGAAGGAAGGCCUUCAACACCUGCGGGUCCCACUUCACCGUGGUGUCCUUGUUUUAUGGGAAUAUUAUCUAUAUGUAUAUGCAACCAGGAAAUAAUUCUUCUCAGGACCAAGGGAAGUUCCUUACCCUUUUCUACAACUUAGUGACCCCCAUGUUAAACCCUGUCAUCUAUACACUGAGAAACAAGGAUGUAAAAGGUGCACUGAAGAGGUUUGUGUCUAGAAAAAACAGUGACGGUGACGGUUCGUGA
Pongo pygmaeus (Bornean orangutan) is the source of this 942-nucleotide messenger RNA. Its product is annotated as olfactory receptor 2W3-like. Gene Ontology annotation, biological process: G protein-coupled receptor signaling pathway. Gene Ontology annotation, molecular function: G protein-coupled receptor activity; olfactory receptor activity. Bases 1 to 942 code for a protein of 313 amino acids. Gene Ontology annotation, cellular component: membrane. The transcript has a single exon. NCBI's taxonomy places the organism in Eukaryota, Metazoa, Chordata, Mammalia, Primates, Hominidae. The record is from RefSeq and is a predicted model, not a curated record.